Molecule: messenger RNA, 6637 nt
Organism: Phymastichus coffea
Lineage: Eukaryota; Metazoa; Arthropoda; Insecta; Hymenoptera; Eulophidae
Gene: Gfrl
Exons: 16
Coding region: 517-4062 (1181 amino acids)
Biological process (GO): nervous system development
Cellular component (GO): external side of plasma membrane; signaling receptor complex
Molecular function (GO): signaling receptor activity
Source: RefSeq, a predicted model, not a curated record
CGACGCGCGUCGUGGGCGGAGAGGGCGCGAGGCAGGUGGCGGCGCGGCCGGCGCCUGCGCGCGCGAGCCCGCGGCCGAAAGCGCGCGCGGCGGCGGCGAAAGGUGAGAGGAGCGGGCUGGCGGAGCGUCGACUCAGUGGUGCAGCGGAACGGCGAGUGGCCAGGCCGCGCUACGCACAGGUCCGCGGCCGCGCACGCACGACCCGACAGUCGACGCGCACCGCGUGCUGGCGACACGUGCGUGCCCGCUGAUGUGCGCGCCUCCGCGACAUCGCGCCGCCGCCGCUCGUCACUGCCGCAACCCGACUGCGAGCCGAGCGCCGAGGAUGCAGCCGCGGGUCAGAGCUGCGAGCGUCGCAGCGCUCGAAAGACGCGCCCGAGCGGCUUGCCGGAUGCAGCUUGCACGUUGAGCUCGCUGCGUCUCUACCCCUCUGUCUGUCUGUCUGUCUCUCUCUCUCUCUCUCUCUCUCUCUCUUUCGCUGUCGCGGUCUCUGUCUCCCUCUUGCGAGCGAGAAACAUGUUCCUGCUGCCGCUGCUGCCGCUGCUGCUGGCGGUCACGUGGCCGCGGGGUUCGCUGGCCAGCGAGUACCCGGAGCGCGAGUGCUGCGAUCCGAUCUAUCCGCUGCUGGGACCUACCAACCGCAUGAUGCCCACCGUGCCCACCACCACCGGAAAAAGCGGUUCGGAGAAAACGGUGGCCAUCUUGAACUGCCUGUACGCGAGGAAGCUCUGCUUCGAGGACCACUCGUGCAGCGCCAUCCUCGAGGUGAUCCCGCGAGUGUGCGGCAUCGAGCAGAUGGCCUGCUCGACGGUGACCGUGGCCAAGUGCCAGGCGGCGCUCAGGAGCCUGCAGACCUUCGAGUUCUUCAAGCCCACCUGCCUGUGCCGCGAGCCGCACGUCGACCGCGAGUGCAACAGGUUCCGGGACUUCCUCUUCGACCAUCCCUGCAUCUUCGUCGCCAAGAAAGACAAGGAGUCGCACGGGCUGCAGGAGGCCCUGCCGACCUGCAACAAGGCGCUGAGCGUGUGCCAGCUGAACAAGAGCUGCGUGAAGCUGUACGACGAGUUCAAAGUCAACUGCAAGACGCGGGAGGGCAAGUGCCGGAUGGAGAACCGCGACGCCUGCGACGAGGCCUGGAAGCAGCUGCGGCUCUCGCCCAUGUUCGGGUGCAUCUGCCCGGACAACGCCGUGAAGAAGCGCUGCGACCGGAUCUUCUCCAUGGUCAACUACAAUCCGUGUGUAGAGUGGCAGGUCGCCUGGCUGGACGAGCUCGCCGGGACCGACUCGGGCCUGUACCUCGGGCGCCCGGACCAGCAGCAGCAGCAGCAGCAGCAGCAGCGCCCGCGCCAGCAGAGCGCCGACCCCGAGGCCACCAGGGCCUACCCCUACUUCCUGUUCCCGGCCUCGGCGAGGGAGCAGGCCGGCCCGGGCCUGUCCUCGGCCUACUACGAGCUGGACCCCGAGGUGGCGCGCAGCCUCGAGGAGCACGAGCUGGCCGGCGGCCAGCCGCCAGUCGGUAGGCCCAAGAUCUUCCUGCUGGAGCCGGACUCGGCGGCGGCGCGCGGCUCCGCCUCGCGCCCGCUGCGGGUCUUCGAGAACGAGCGCUGGCACACGCAGUGGGUGCACCUCGCGCCCUACCGCCCGCCCAGCCCGAGCUCCGGCACCGCGCCCGCGCGCGCGCCCGCUAGCACUCCCGUGUCGCACCGUCACCGCCACCAGCACCAAACGCACCAGCACCAGCACCAGCACCAGCACCAGCACCGCCCCGGCACCGGCACCGCCACCAGCACCAGCACCAGCGCCGCCGCGCCGGCUCCCGGCGGCGCGCCCGCCGAGUCGCCGCCGCCGAGGAGGUUCGCGCCGCGGCCCACCUACGAGCACGGGGCCGCGGGCUUCGAGCCCGGCGCCGACGACGAGCAGCGCCGCCUCGAGGCCGCGGGCGAGCUCGGGCCCGCCUCCCCGGAGCGGCUGCCGAUCGAGCGCCUCUUCGACUCCUCGUCCCUGCACGCCGGCCGCGCCCCAGUGAACGUGAUCUCGGGCGUGGGCGACAACGCGACCAACCUGGAGCUGAUCGAGUCGCAGCUGGAGAACCCGCUGAUCGACUCGGAGCAGCAGGACCUGCACUCGCUGCGUCAGCUGCCCAUCCCGAGCAUCCACCACCACCGCCUGCACCACGGGCCCAGGAACCAGUCGCAGCACGAACCCGAGCCCGAGCACGAGCAGCAUCCGGGUGGGGCGUCGGGCAGCGGCCAGCCGGAGCCUAGGCUGGUGCUGUCGAGCACCUGUCAGCACGCCUACGCCGCCUGCAAGAGCGACGCCGAGUGCAAGGGCCUGAUGCAGCCGGUGCUGUCCCACUGCGAGCAGUCGUCGUGCGCGCGCAACGAGUGCAUGUCGGCGCUGCAGCACUUCUACCGCGGCGCCAGCCACAAGCACUCCGUCGAGAUCGCCUUCUGCCUGUGCAGGAAGGAGGAGGGCCGGCGCAACGAGUGCAUGCUCGCGCAGGAGAGGAUGCACCCGGUGUGCGCGAUGCGCGCGGCACCGCCGGCCGAGACGCCCAGCUGCUCGCUGCUGGCCGAGGAGUGCCGCGCGCGCGCCGCCUGCAGGACCAGGCUGGAGCACUACGAGCAGAGCUGCGCGGUCGACAGCGUGACCAGCAAGUGCGCCGGCCAGCCGCAGAACUGCCGCGCGGCCCUGCUGGGCAUCCUCGGCACCGAGCUGCGCACCAGCUGCACCUGCAGGGCCCACGACGCCCAGGGCCUGUACCGCUGCCUCGGCUGGCAGCGCCUGCUCUGGCUCAACCCCUGCCUCGUGGAGGCCCAGCGGGAGUUCCACGCGCGGCGCAGCCGACAGCACCUGCAGCAGCGCAUCACCACCAGCAGCAGCACCCCGGCCACGCGACUGACGCCGACGCCCCGGGCCCCGCUGAUGGCGCCCACCGCCGACGACCUCGAGCAGGAGGACAAGCAGCUGCUGGAGAACAACGCCGUGGGCUACGCGACCAUCGAGGCUACCGAGCCGACGCUCCAGCCCAGCAGCAGCGAGGGCAGCCCGCCGACUGGGACCGGCGCCGGCGCGAGCCGCGGCCCGCUGCCGACGACCGCGACGCCGACCGCGAACACCGUCGCGACCACGACGAGGCCCCGGACGACCGCGGCCUCCGGCAGCAGCAGCAGCACCACUACCACCACCGCCGCCGCCGCCACCACCACGACCACCACCACCACCGUCACCACUAGCACGACCGCCAGGCCGGCCCCACCCACGACGCCCAGCAGCACCACCACCAGCACGCCGCCACCGCGUUUCUGCGUGGUUCAAAGGCCCCGUCAGUCGCACCAGUACAUCCGCGAGGGGAAGACCAGGCGGCUCUACCGCGAGGACGAGCCCGAGUGCUCGGAGCUGUGCAAGUGCGGCCGCAACGAGACGCUCACCUGCAACACCAUCUGCAUCGAGUCGUCGCCCUGCAAGACCGACUUCGCCUUCUACAACCACGCGGCCCCGGCCUACCAGGCCUACCGGGGACGCUGUCUCUGCUACAGCGGCCGCUUCAUCUGCAUGAGGCCUUCGCCAGAUGCUUACAACAUACCGCACGGGGUCUUCAUGUUCCUGGGCUACAGCGAGACGGACGAGACUCUGCUGAAGCCGCACAACAACCUGAGCGUGGUGGACGCGGUGUCCUCCCUGGACAGCUUCAUGCGCGAGGAGCUCAACAACCAGACCGUGUGCACGCUGUUCCUGUACAACGCCACCAGGGAGAACGUGAUCGCGGCCGCGCGACUGCUCACCGACGCCGGCCAGCUGGCCGCCAAUCUCAGCCAGGCGCAGAGCCUGCAGCACCUGCUGCGGAUCAAGGAGGAGUGCGCGGCGAUGCUGCAGGAGCUCAGCGAGAAGAUCAACAACCGCCACCAGGAGGUGCACAGCCAUCCGCUGCUCUCGAUCUUCAAGAUGGCCGAGGUGGAGAUCAAGCUGCCGCGCGCCAGUGGCUCGGCCGCGCGGACGCCGCUGCUGCCGCCGGCGCUGCUGCUGCUGCUGCUGCUGCUGCUGGCGUUGGCCUCCUCGUGACCCGGCGGUCCGCUCCGCGCUCUGCUCUGUACAUAAAUUCGCCCCCGCGCCCCUGCCCCUACCGCCUCCCCCCCUAGCAGUCUAUCGACCGCCGAGCGGCGACGCUAAUCUCGAUCGUCGCUCCUCUGUACAUAAUCACCGCCUCGCCUCGCCUCACCUCAGCGCACCGCGUCGCCGCGUUUUUCUCCGCCCCUCCCCCGCCCCCCCCGGCCCCGGUCACCCGUACUCCGCGUCCGAUGUACAAACUGUACAGCGCGGCCCGAUCGAUCCGAGUCGCACGCGUCGGCCGAUCGGCCGCGAGUACCGGCUGCUCGUAACGCGUCUCCCGCCUCCGCCGAGCUCCGCGCACGGCGGCGCGCCCGAUCAGCGUCACAGUUCCUCCGCACUUAGCCCCGCCGGAUCAGCCUGCCCGACACGGCCGAUUCCUCACGCGGCAGCUGCGGCCGCGGCUCGCCCGCGCGCCACCGCACUCAGGCUGAUCAGGCGCGCCGGGUCGCGCUCUCGACACGCCUCGUGGAAUUUACUCUCCUCGCGCGCAAAAUAAUAAUGAUAACGGUAACAAUAAGACGAAGAGGAGGAGGAGGAGGCCCGCCUUUCUCACCCGCACGUAGUCAUGUCUCACGCACGCACACAGGCGCGCUCGGGUUAUCGCACAGUCUUCCGGCGUGCGCCGACGGCGACGAGCCGCCGGCGCACCGUUUUUUUUACGUUCGUUGCGACCUUCGGAUGCGCCGACAGUCGACACUCUCGGGUGACGCCACCGUUCGUGCACGCACCUGCGGUGAUCUGUCAACAACUGGCGCUAAAUAUAAAUAAAUGAAUAUAUAUAUAUAUAUAUAUACAUAUAUAAAUAUAAAUAUGGUUAUAUAUAUAGUUGUAGAGGUUAACGCUUGGGGUUAGAUGUGUUGCAUAUGUAGCUGAAAUGCAUAAUACGAAGGUGUGCUAGGUGCUAAGUUGUAUUCGUUAGACGUCGAACGAAGCCGAGGGGGACGCGAGCCGCGAUUGAUACGCGCGCGAAGCAGCGGCGCUGACGGGCCAGCCGCUGUACACGCGCGCACCAACGGCGGUGGCGACGGCGGCGACGACUUGUAAUAAUGUGGCCUUUUCUGCCUGCCUGAAAACCCGCUGUCUGCGACCUCCCGUCCAUUCCUUCUCCGCUUCAUCCAUCCGAAGCUUCCUGCUCUCUCUCUCUCUCUCUCUCUCUCUCUCUCCUCCACCUCUUUUUCUUCGCGCCGGCGAGCUUCCUUACUCCUCCUCUCGCUGCCUGCCUUUUUCCAUUCCUGCCGCUGUCCCACUCCGCCGCUCCGACGAUAUAACGGCAUUUUCAUAAUAUUUCAGCACGUGGCAACCGAGCGACUCAGUUUAAUUUUAAAAAAAUUCCAUAUGAGCAUCUCAAAUAUUCGCAGGCUGCCUGCUGCCUGCUGCCUGCUACCGGCUCGCUCAUGCUUAUUUGCCAAGAUUAAAUUCCGGCGAAAUACCCAUUUGCUCGUCGCGGCCCAACGGUCCGUGCGCCCGCGGAGCCUCGACUCCGCGCGAUCGCCGAGCUGCCGUCGCGUCCGCUCGCCCCUCCGUCCGCGGACGCGAGAGGGACGCGAGUGGCCCGCGACCGGCAACUGCCACGGCAAACUCCAGCAAUAAUUCAGCGCCGCCGAGUGGCGCUCGUUAGACGCGGCCCGCUAACGGGCUCGCGCGGCGAUCGCCCGCGUCCCGCGGCCGCGGGGCGCCGAGGCAACGCGGUCGCCGGCGUCUCCGCGCCCUGCCCGCUGCGAUCGAUCCACUUGGCCGCGCCGCGCUGCCGCAGCCGCCGUCGCCGCGGCUCGGCCAACUCUCGAUCAGCCGCGAUCGCGGCGGGCCGAUUCCUCGGCGCGCUGCUCUCCGCGGCCGCGCGGCCGGGGCACGCCCGCGGCGCCGUUCGCCGCAGCCGCCGCUGCCGUCGCCUGCUCGCGACAGGGCGGGAUCGGGGGCGCGCGCCACGCACAACUCGUCGUCUUAGCCCGUACCCUGCGAAUCUUUCGAGACUGUCGAGACAAACGAAUCGUCGAAUUGUACAAAAACGAAUUUCCAACCGUUAAAAACAGAGCAAUAUGUGAGUCAGUUUGUUUUUACGUACGAGCAUGUGAGUGCAAAUUGUGAAAUUUCGAUGCUUCCAGCCAAUCUGUUUCGUUCAGAGAUGACGCGCGUUAAGUAUGAGAACAUGAUGACGUAUACAAGCUAUAAGGAGAAUAUAUAUAUAUACACACACACACACACACACACAAAUAUGUAUCGUAUAUACAAAAUGUACGCACAUAUACAUGCGUGACAAGGUUGAAGUUUGCGUAACAGCGCAGACAGCUAACAUAUCAGGUUUCCCGGCGGAUCAGCCAACGAGCAUUUACUCGAAUCGUUUGGCAUACCCACAGCCUUCGGUAUGAAAAAAUAAAUAAAUAAAUAAAGGAAAAGAAAAAGAAAAAAAUUGUACCUAUAGCAUCGAGAAUAUCCUCGCGGGAGCAGCCUAUUUAUUCAUUUACCAAGAGACCAAAUAAAUUGUUUGUAUGAUCACCACUCGUGUCGAUUUGUUCAUUAAAGCAGCCCC